AUGGAUGAGCUUUUCGGCGACAUCAGGGGUGUCAAGGUACCCGUCUCAUCUGCCGAGGUCUCUGCCUUUGUGGCUGUUAAAGUAUCUGUUUUCCCUGCCGAGGUCCUUACGUCUAUGGCUCUUUCUACAUAUGCCAAUAUUUCUAUUCCUCCCGAGCCUCCUGAGCUCCCUGAGGCUCAUACUGAGUCCACAUUAGCUACUAUUCCUGAGAUUCUUGAGUUGCUUGAGCUACCUGAGAUCCCGGAUUCGACUGCAGGCACUUAG
Molecule: messenger RNA, 264 nt
Organism: Ilex paraguariensis (yerba mate)
Lineage: Eukaryota; Viridiplantae; Streptophyta; Magnoliopsida; Aquifoliales; Aquifoliaceae
Source: the annotation of a GenBank genome assembly